CACAAACUUUCUUUAUGAGUACCCUUCCCAUUUCCCGGCAUCCAAACAGAGCCGAAAGGAAGGACGCACGGGCACAGUUGGAGCUUAAAAAGGGGAGUUUGAGUGAUGCCUUCCCCAAAUCCGAUCCCAAAGCUUCGUCUUUUUUCCUUCGGCAAUAAUGGCAAUCGAAAAUCAGACCCAGUAACCGCCGCUUUUCCCUCUUCCGCCUCUGUAGCCCGCGGUCUCACCGCUUCGACGCCGCCCGGAAACCCCCCAGUCCAUCAUCAACACGAUGCCGGCUGAUGAUCACGAAGCCGAAAGACUUUUGCUCGAUGGAGAAGAGACGGCUUACGAACCCACCGAGAAAGUCCAUAUCAUCGGCGUCGACGACGGCGACGAUGCCGACUGGGGCAAGACGCCGCCCUUUUCGUGGAAGAAGCUGUGGCUAUUUACCGGGCCCGGGUUCUUGAUGAGCAUAGCGUUUUUGGAUCCGGGUAAUUUGGAGAGUGACCUCCAGGCCGGCGCCAUAGCCGGAUACUCGCUGCUGUGGCUGCUGCUUUGGGCCACCGCCAUGGGGUUGCUCGUCCAGCUCCUGGCGGCGCGGGUCGGAGUGGCCACGGGGCGUCACCUGGCGGAGCUGUGCCGGGAGGAGUACCCGAGAUGGGCGAGGCUGCUGCUGUGGUCCAUGGCGGAGCUUGCCCUGAUUGGGUCCGACAUUCAGGAAGUCAUCGGCAGUGCCAUUGCCAUCACCAUUCUCAGCAACGGCCAUAUUCCUCUCUGGGCCGGUGUUGUCAUAACAGCCUCCGAUUGUUUCAUCUUUCUGUUUCUUGAGAACUACGGUGUGAGGAAACUUGAAGCAGUUUUCGCUCUUCUUAUUGCAACCAUGGCAGUGUCGUUUGCUUGGAUGUUUGGUGAAACAAAACCCAGUGGGUUACAACUUCUUCUUGGCAUUUUAGUCCCAAAACUGAGCUCAAAAACAAUACAGAAGGCUGUGGCUGUUGUGGGCUGCAUUAUCAUGCCUCACAAUGUAUUCUUACACUCUGCCCUUGUACAAUCAAGGGAGAUUGAUCGGACAAAGAUCGGCCGGGUUCGCGAAGCCCUCAACUACUACUCUAUAGAGUCCACCGCUGCCCUUGUUGUUUCCUUUAUCAUCAACCUAUUUGUCACAGCUGUGUUUGCCAAGGCAUUUUAUGGUACUGAUAUAGCCAGUAGCAUUGGCCUAGUAAACGCGGGGCAGUAUCUUCAGGACGAGUAUGGCGGAGGGCUGUUCCCGAUUCUCUACAUUUGGGCUAUCGGGUUAUUGGCCGCUGGCCAGAGCAGCACCAUCACCGGCACCUAUGCUGGGCAAUUUAUCAUGGGAGGCUUCCUGGACUUGCGGUUGAAGAAAUGGGUCAGGGCAUUGAUAACAAGAAGCUGUGCUAUCAUCCCUGCUAUCGUAGUUGCCGUUGCCUUUGAAUCGGAGGACACUUUGGAUGACUUGAAUGAGUGGCUCAAUGUGCUUCAGUCAGUUCAGAUUCCCUUUGCCCUCAUUCCCCUUCUUUAUCUAGUGUCAAAGGAGGAGGUCAUGGGCGUUUUCAAAAUCGGCCCCGUCCUAAAGAUGGUUUCGUGGCUUGUGGCUGCCUUGGUGAUGGCAAUCAAUGGGUAUCUUUUGAUGGAAUUCUUCUCCUCCGAAAUACAUGGAUGGUUGUCAGGAUGUGUGGUUUUGGCUUUCACAGCUGCUUAUGUUGCAUUCGUCAUAUACCUCGUGUCAAGGGCCAUUUCCUUUUCUAAUUGCCUUGGCUUUCUACGCAUCAACAACUUCACCAGCACAGAGACUUGAUUAUUUUGGCACAGAUAACAUAUGUUUAUGCAUCUUUCCGGGGAUUAAUCCCUAGUGAACCAAACAAACCAUUGUCUUUUCUUCCUCAAUUACCAGUUUGCCUGUAAUUGUAAACUUGCAAACUGGUGUCUGAAUUCUUACAUAUUACACAAACUUCUUCUUGUGUUUAGGAUUUUAGAUGUUUUCCUUCUUCUUUCAGUAUAUAUGUAAUGGAUUAAGUUUGUAAGUAUUAGCCUCUAACUAGACGGACAAUCGACUUCUAACUA
Molecule: messenger RNA, 2064 nt
Organism: Diospyros lotus (date-plum)
Lineage: Eukaryota; Viridiplantae; Streptophyta; Magnoliopsida; Ericales; Ebenaceae
Product: metal transporter Nramp3-like
Exons: 4
Coding region: 272-1798 (508 amino acids)
Biological process (GO): positive regulation of reactive oxygen species metabolic process; defense response to bacterium; metal ion transport
Cellular component (GO): vacuolar membrane
Molecular function (GO): manganese ion transmembrane transporter activity; cadmium ion transmembrane transporter activity
Source: RefSeq, a predicted model, not a curated record